AACAGGUGUCCUCUGCGCCGUCGCAGUGCCAAACCAAUCGUCAACUACAGGGGCGCAGCUGAGCCGGUUACUGCCGAAGUCAGGCUCGUGUCGACAGUGUUACAAACUUUCUGGAUCUGUCAGGAGUCAUGUCGAAUAACAGCGCCGGCGGUUUGGUCAGUCUGCAGAAAAGCGUCAAGCAGCUGCGAUUUGAAGCAGAAAUCCGCAGAAUUAAGGUUUCUCAAGCUGCGGCAGAGCUGAAGGCAUUCUGCUUGCAAAAUGCCCACAAGGACCCUCUCCUCAUGGGGGUGCCAUCAAGCGACAACCCCUUUCGCCCACCCAAAUCAUGUGCGCUCUUCUGAGGAGUCGUGGAGAAGCUUGAGAACGUUCCUCUUUCACUUGGAUGUUUUCACUCCACAACCCUCCGAUCCCUUCACAUUACAGCAGAGCUGCUUAUCAUCACUACUAUCACACUAAAUUGUUUAAUUCUGUAAGCUGCAUUGGGACUUGAAGGCUUUCACGUUCGGCAAUGUGAGUUAUGAAGAAAACCGCUGAGAAGUGAUUUGAAAUAGUUUAAUUUGUAUUCUGUUGAAUAAAGACAUGGUAGUGCUAAAGUUACACUAGUAGGAUGGAAAUUAAAGUAUUUAGUUGGUCAAACAGUCCACUGGAAAUGUAAUGACAAAUAUGCAAAAAAUAAUUCAUGCAUUUUAUUUUUAACUCUGUAGCCAGGUUCAUUUGAAUACAAGCCUUGCACAGAAAAAAAUCUAAGUGCUUUCUUUUUGUAAUCAAUUUCUUUGUUAUUGAUACAGUUCGGCUUAUAUACAUGGACUGUUGUUGCCACGGAACUCAUGUAUUUAAGGUUUUAAUUGUAUUAAGCACAUAGCUCUAUUGAAGGAGAGAGAUGUCUUGAAUCUCAGGUUCUCUUUGAUAAAGAUCAAUGCUGUGUUUCGGAUAUAAAUUCACUUUUCUGAGGUACUACUUUUUUAUUCAAAUGAAUUUUCUGUACUCUAGUGGGUACUGCAUAGGUUUCUGCAUAAUUUUGACCUUUCUUAAAUGUUAUUGUGUUAACACAAGACUCGAGUGCAGACUCCUAUCUGUUUUUAGUGAUAUGUGCUGGGGUAAGGCUGCUGCCUGCCUCUCAUGCUUGUAGACUAAGAAUUUGAACACCGAAUGAUUAGGAGUGUAUCAUCUGGCCUGGAGCCCUCACAUGCUCACCGAUCUCAUCUUAUAUCUGGUCUGUAUCUUUAUCAGUCCACCACUGGACAUUCAUGCAAAUGUCAGUUUUAUUGCUGUCCUGCAUGGUUAACUCUUUCAGUCUGUGUACCUGUUUUAAGUUUGACUGUGCCUACAAGAGCAACAUCUCAUUUAUUUGCAGCAAGAUACCUAUACACUUCCUUACAAAACAGAUUCAAGAUGUUGUUGGUAAAUGAGAUGUCAUUGAUAAAUACAUUAAAAU
Carassius carassius (crucian carp) is the source of this 1435-nucleotide messenger RNA. RefSeq lists its product as uncharacterized. Lineage: Eukaryota; Metazoa; Chordata; Actinopteri; Cypriniformes; Cyprinidae. Bases 129 to 341 code for a protein of 70 amino acids. The record is from RefSeq and is a predicted model, not a curated record. Gene Ontology annotation, molecular function: G-protein beta-subunit binding. Gene Ontology annotation, cellular component: heterotrimeric G-protein complex. The transcript is spliced from 3 exons. Gene Ontology annotation, biological process: G protein-coupled receptor signaling pathway.